AUGAACAGGGCUGGCUUCACGGGCUGCAAAGCGAGAAGCCAUAUUCCGAGCGCGCAUCGAACGGGCCGAAACGUCGGGACCGACAUUCCUCUCCUUGAGAAUGAUGAUGCAGGUAUGCCUCCAAGAAGUCUAUACUCCUCUCAUGGGACCUUCUUCGAAGCGCCAAGACACAUGAUGUCAGGAAACCCGGCGCUUUUCCGGGCCAUACAGGAGUCGCAACGCGCCCCAAAGUGGAAUGCCGAGGCUGAAAGGGUAAAGUUGAGGAGAUACGCCUUGCAUCCUUAUGUCGUACUAGAGGGCGACAAGUUUGGAAAUCGUUUUGAAGGCCGGGGUUCUCCGAUGGAGCAAGAUGGCUUCCAUACUCUGUCGAUCAACAAGACGGAGAACUGCGACAAUAUUCGACGAAAAGGCCUCCGGUCCACCGCCUUUGCAUCCUCAAACGGGGACGCAUGGGAGGAUAUGACGCGUGAAUUUAGCGCUGAGCAGCGCAAGAUUGGCCCGUUGGGAAGCGGAGAAGUCGGUGAAACUAAGGGUGGCGACCAAGUGAGGCGAGCGAUAACCCCAUGA
Aspergillus puulaauensis is the source of this 567-nucleotide messenger RNA. RefSeq lists its product as uncharacterized. The transcript has 2 exons. The record is from RefSeq and is a predicted model, not a curated record. The coding region runs from base 1 to 567 and encodes 188 amino acids. Lineage: Eukaryota; Fungi; Ascomycota; Eurotiomycetes; Eurotiales; Aspergillaceae.